Botrytis sinoallii is the source of this 519-nucleotide messenger RNA. RefSeq lists its product as uncharacterized. The record is from RefSeq and is a predicted model, not a curated record. The transcript is spliced from 2 exons. Lineage: Eukaryota; Fungi; Ascomycota; Leotiomycetes; Helotiales; Sclerotiniaceae. Bases 1 to 519 code for a protein of 172 amino acids.
AUGACUAAAUUCUUUAAAAAUUGCUUGAUCUCUUCUUCUGACAGUACGCCUGUCGAUCAAUCAUCCUCGGCGCCGAGAGCCGUUGCUCAGUUUUCCUCUAGAACACGCUAUAAUGAUAACAAUCAUGACACAAGCCUUGAAUCCCUCUGUCAAGAAUGUCGCGCGAUAGAUUGGCCAAAUCUUACAGACUUGAGAAAAUUUAAGUUGUCAGAAUCAUUGUCAGAAUCAUUGUCAGUUUGCCCAAAUGGACGUCAUAGAGACCCUGUCCGAGCCUAUGAGAAGAAAUCCCGUAACCAACUGCUCAACUCGAGUUGUCGCGUCUGCCGCUUUGUUGGAAGUCUUGUCAAUUUUCACUCUGGUAGCCGUGCUCUUAAUCAGUCUCUAGAUUUAGGUGACCAACCGAUGCAUUUAAGACGUGGGGUUCCGAAGAGCGAGCCCGAGGGACUGAACUGUCAGUUCGAUCCCUUGGGUAUGUUUCUGAGAGAAGAGAGGGCCACUAUGAAUACACCCGCUCCAUAA